Molecule: messenger RNA, 2210 nt
Organism: Pieris napi
Lineage: Eukaryota; Metazoa; Arthropoda; Insecta; Lepidoptera; Pieridae
Product: sperm-associated antigen 7 homolog
Exons: 3
Coding region: 774-1475 (233 amino acids)
Molecular function (GO): nucleic acid binding
Source: RefSeq, a predicted model, not a curated record
UUGUCAAAUAUCAUGUGGCCAAUGGUCGCCGCUAAUUGUUUAUAGUUUUCGUUAGCGUUAUUCUAAAAAACUCCUAUCACUAUUUCAGUUUCUUUCAUAUAGAUAUCAUUUAUAAAUAUACCUAUAUAGUUAACUAGAGCAAUAACUGCAUAUUCUAUUGCAGAAUGUUUUUGGGCAAUAGUAAUGGAAGCUAAGAUACAAAACCAAAUUAUUGACUUCUUCUCGUUUUUAGAAGAUUUUUACGACACAUCCAAAACGUGUUUGAAAAGUUGCCAAAGCAACGCUGUUUCCAUAAAUAAAAUAAUUCGUCGCUGCACCAAUAUUAAAGAAGCACAACUUAAAGAUACACCUUUGGAAGAAUUUGUGGGACUUCAAAAGAAACUGCUAUCAACGCUUCAUAAUUUUAUUAAUAUUGAAAUUCUAGAAAUUCAAAACCAAUAUUCAAUAUUAGAAGAAAAUUUUGAUAAACUCUGCCACAAAAACAAAAUUCUACAUGAAAGUUGCAGGACUAUUGACUUCAAUCAAACAACACCUUUAGUGCGAGGAACACCACUUCAACCUUCUCUAAAACAAAUAUUGCUGUUUUCAACAGAAUCAGUUACAUUUGGCGGUCAAGUCACUGCUCAAGUAGAGACAUCUUUGUCGGUUCUAUCAUUUAAACAAUUAGAAACAGCACAUUUUGUGGAUAACUUUAAAUUCCCAACCCCCUGGAAUAAAAGAAUUCCUGAAAUACUUGCUUACACUUCUUUCUGUCAAGAUAACGUCAUUUCAUAAUGGAUUUAUUAGGAUCUAUCUUAAAUUCUAUGCAAAAGCCACCAACUGCGAGUGAGGCCCAAAAAACUGCUAUGCGAAACCACAAAGAAGCAUGUGAAAGAAAACACAAAGAAGAAAAAGUAAUGAUUAAUAAAUUUAGACAGCGGGUAGAAGACAAGAUCAGUAACUUCAUUAAAGAUGGUACAAAACCACACUUACAAUUUGAUCCAAUGGAUCAAAUGUACAGAUCAAUGAUACGAGAUGUUGCUGAAACGGCGGGUGUUCAAGUUAUUUCUUUUGGUCAAGAGGGAAUUGACCGAUAUUCAGUUAUUUAUCUAAAAGACAAGGGCCCAUCUGAGGAUGAACUUACGGUGAGGAGAAAUGGAGGUGUUUGGGAUGAGGAAAAAGCUUUGGAAAUGGCAAAAAAACGAGAAUACGAUAAACUUGCUCAGCAAGAAGACGUAGUAGAAAGGGGAAAGAAGCGUAAAAACAAUGACGAAUUGAGUGGAACAUUCUAUAAACAGAAAUAUGCUCAUCUUAUUGGCCAGGAGGCAGCUCUCGACGCGGCUCAGAAGACGAAUGUCAAUAAGAGUUACGGCGAAGUCCCGAGUGAAAAUAAGAAGGAUCAAAGGUCCAUUGAACAGACUAUGGCAGAUAUCAAAGCGAAGAAAAUGAAAAAAAUCGAAACUGACAAACUGUUAGAGGUUACCGAGAACAUUUAGUUAAUUGUUAGAGUAAUUAUUAAAAUUGCUAAUAGUUUUAAAACACCAAUCGUAAACUUUUGACUGAGGUAAACCUACAAAUUUGUGUUCUUAAAAGCAAUAUAGUAUAGUAGGUUAAUUUAUGCAUAUAACUUUAUUUGUUUAUUCUUAUAAAACGAGUACCAAUUAUUUCUUUAAUAUAUACAAAUACGUCGACAACCUUCAAGCGAUUGUAACAUUUUAGUAAGAUUAUGAAAAUCUCCAUAAAAAAGUUAUUAUUUGAGCAAUUCGGAAUUUUUACUACUUUGUGUUUAUGAUAACCAGGUAUAUGUAUAAGCGUACAAGUAAAUUAGGUUUUGUUUAAUGAAAAACCCGCCGAAUUACUAAACUACUUCGUCUCUUUCUGUCAAAUUAAUUCUAUGCUGUGAUGAAAAGAGACAGUUGAGUACUUUAGUUAUAACGGUGCAAUUUCAGUGGUGAGAUAUAACAUAAUUAUUUGGGAUUAGGGACAGUUAUCAUAAAAAAACGAUCAUCACUUUCCAUUGAAAACUUGAUUAGCUAUUCUGAUUUUUUUUUAAUUUUAUGUUCAUUCAAAUAAUCCGUGAUUUUUCGCGUGGUUUAUGUCUUAUAAUGUAUGAAAUAGCUAGAAAAUGAAAUGUUUUAUUGCACUGUAAUUUUAGAUAGGUAUUUGUAAUAGUUAUUUUUGUACCUGACAGUACUUGUAAUAGUUAUGACUGGAUUAAAAAUAAAAUAUUA